Molecule: messenger RNA, 2676 nt
Organism: Metschnikowia bicuspidata var. bicuspidata NRRL YB-4993
Lineage: Eukaryota; Fungi; Ascomycota; Pichiomycetes; Serinales; Metschnikowiaceae
Gene: HSP104
Product: chaperone ATPase
Exons: 1
Coding region: 1-2676 (891 amino acids)
Biological process (GO): cellular response to heat
Cellular component (GO): cytoplasm; cytosol
Molecular function (GO): ATP hydrolysis activity; ATP binding
Source: RefSeq, a predicted model, not a curated record
AUGGACGAAACCCAAUUCACAGACAACGCACUACAAAUCAUCCAGCGCGCGUCGCAGUUGGCCAAGGACGGCAGCCACUCGCAGGUGGUGCCCUUGCAUUUUUUGGCGGCCAUGGUCCCCACCGAUGAAGAAGGAUCCACGCUCUACCUCAAAACCUUGAUUCAAAAGGCACGGUACGAAUGGCCGGAUUUCGAGCGCAUCGUCAACAGGCACUUGGUGCGGCAGCCGCUGCAGAACCCGCCGCCCGACGACGUGCGGUUGAGCUAUGCUGCGGGCCAGAUCAUUGCCAACUCCAACAAAAUCAAGGCCCAGCAGAAGGACAACUACGUGGCACAGGACCACAUUUUGCUUGCGCUUUUGGACGACGCGUCCAUCAAGGACAUCUUCAAGGAGUGCCAGAUCAACACCGACACCAUCAAGACACAGGCCAUCGAGCUCCGGCGCGGCCAGAAAAUCGACUCGCGCCAGGCCGACUCGUCGUCGUCGUUCGAAUUCUUGAGUAAGUACUGCGAGAACUUGACGGAGAAGGCUCGCGAGGGCAAGAUCGACCCCGUGAUCGGGCGUGAGGAGGAGAUCCGGCGCGUGAUCCGCGUGUUGGCGCGGCGCUCCAAGUCCAACUCCGUGUUGAUCGGCGAGGCCGGCGUCGGCAAGACGUCCAUCGUGGAGGGCGUGGCGCAGCGCAUUGUGGACGGCGACGUGCCCGGGAUCUUGGCCAACGCGUUGCUUUUCGCGUUGGACUUGGGCGCGUUGACGGCCGGUGCCAAGUACAAGGGCGAGUUCGAGGAGCGCAUCAAGGGCGUGUUGAACGACAUCGAGAAGUCGCUGGAGAUGAUCAUCUUGUUCAUCGACGAGAUCCACAUGCUCAUGGGCGACGGCAAGUCCGACGCGGCCAACUUGUUGAAGCCCAUGUUGGCCCGCGGCGCGUUGCACUGCAUCGGCGCCACCACGUUUGCCGAGUACCGCAAGUUCAUCUCCAAGGACGGUGCGUUCGAGCGCCGCUUCCAGAAGAUCGACGUGCCGGCCACCACGAUCCCGGAAACCGUGGCCAUCUUGCGUGGCUUGCAGUCGCGCUACGAGAUCCACCACGGCGUGCGCAUUCUCGACUCGGCGCUCGUCACCGCGGCGCAGUUGGCCUCGCGCUACUUGACCUACCGCAGCCUCCCGGACUCGGCCGUGGACUUGAUCGACGAAACGGCCGCCACCGUGGCCGUGCAGCGGGACUCCAAGCCCGAGGAGUUGGACAGCUUGGAGAGGCAGUUGCAUCUCCUCGAGGUGGAGAUCAACGCGCUCGAGAGAGACAAGGAUGCGGACUCGGACUCGCUCGAGCGCUUGGAGCAGGCCAAACGCAAGAAGGCCGACUUGGAGGAGCGCCUCAACCCCUUGCGCGAGCAAUUCCAGCAGGAGAGGAAGGGCCACGACGAGUUGACCACGCUCAAGCGCAAGCUCGACGAGUUGGAGGUCAAGGCGCAUGACGCCGAGAGAAGGCGCGACAACGCGUCGGCCGCGGACUUGCGGUACUUCGCCAUCCCGGACGUCAUCAAGCAGAUCCAGGAGUUGGAGGUCAAGGUUGCCGAGGAGGACGCGUCGCAGUCCAUGCUCAACAACGUGGUGGGCGCGGACGCCGUGGCGGAAACCGCGGCCAGAUUGACGGGCAUCCCCGUGACCAAGUUGACCCAGGCGGAAAACACCAAGUUGAUCAACAUGGAGAAGGUCUUGUCCUCGGAGGUCGUCGGCCAGAGUGAGGCCGUGAAGGCCGUGGCCAACGCGGUCAGGUUGACGCGCUCCGGCUUGGCCAACCCGGACCAGCCAGCGUCGUUCUUGUUCCUCGGCUUGUCCGGGUCCGGUAAGACCGAGUUGGCCAAGAAGGUCGCGGGCUUCCUCUUUGCCGACGAGAAGGCCAUGAUCCGCAUCGACUGCUCCGAACUCGGCGACAAGUGGUCCGCGUCCAAGUUGCUCGGUGCCGCGCCGGGAUAUGUGGGCUACGAGGAGGGCGGCAUUCUUACCGAGGCCGUGUUGAGGAGACCCUACUCGGUCAUCUUGUUCGACGAGGUCGAAAAGGCAGCGCCCGAGGUCUUGACUGUGCUUUUGCAGAUUCUAGACGACGGCAGAGUCACUUCGUCGCAAGGCAAGGUCAUCAACUGCUCCAACGCAAUCAUCAUCAUGACCUCCAACUUGGGCGCCGAGUACAUCAAUGCAUCCAAGGGCGCCAAGGUCGACCUGGAGACCAAGGACUUGGUGAUGGAGGCCGUCAGACACCACUUCCGGCCCGAGUUCCUCAACCGGAUCUCGUCGAUGGUGGUGUUCAACCGGUUGUCAAAAAAGGCCAUCGCCAAGAUCGUGCGUAUCCGCUUGAAGGAGAUCCAGAACCGCUUUGUCGAGAACGGCAAGGCCGUGACUUUGGACGUCGACGACGCCGCCUUGGAGUACUUGUGCGACAAUGGCUACUCGCCCGACUUGGGCGCGAGACCUUUGAAUCGUCUUAUCCAGAGAGAGGUGCUCAACAAGUUGGCCAUUUUGUUGUUGAAGGGCCAGAUCAAGGAUAAGGAGACUGCGCGUGUGACAUGCACGGACUCGGGCUUAGAAGUAUUGGCCAACCACGAGGCUGAGAUAGAAGAUGAAGAAAUGGACGACUGGCAGGCCAGUGAGGACGACGAUUUUGCUGACGAGCUUGAUUGA